Molecule: messenger RNA, 3841 nt
Organism: Oryza sativa Japonica Group (Japanese rice)
Lineage: Eukaryota; Viridiplantae; Streptophyta; Magnoliopsida; Poales; Poaceae
Product: G-type lectin S-receptor-like serine/threonine-protein kinase SD1-13
Biological process (GO): protein phosphorylation; recognition of pollen
Molecular function (GO): protein serine/threonine kinase activity; ATP binding
Source: RefSeq, a predicted model, not a curated record
CCCCCCCCCCCCCCCAAAACGAAAUUACAGCUGAAGUUUGCUGUGACCUGAAAAAAAAAUGUAGAAGUUGGCUUAAGAGUUGAUCUCAGGACUGACAGGACAACUAAAAUGGAAAAAGUCUUAUCUUAAUGGCACAUGUUAGUUGAGUAAUUGACCCUAGUAACAUAAAUAAGGAAGACUACUAAUCCAGGUCUCCUCAGAUUAGAUUACAGCACUUAAUAUACUAAAAUACCUGUGAAGUUUACAGCUACUGCCAACCAAUUUCAUCUUACCUGCCACAUAUUUGCCUGCAAUGCAGGAUUAGCCUGCAUUCUGAAACAUAUAUUGCCUGAUGGCUGCAAUGUAGCCUGAAUUCUGAAACUAGUCAACUGCAACCACCAAAUUCCUGCAUCUUUGUGCAUGCACACUAUAUAAGCUGGAGCUAAGCAGCUUCAUCUCCCAGCUAGUUGCAAAGCUAAUCCUGAUUAUUACUGGCUAACACAAUGGAAUAUGCAGGUUGCACUUGCACUCAAGCUGCCACUGCCAUCUUUCUCUUCUUGCUUUCUUUGCCGUUGGCUGCUUCCGAUGACCGGCUUGCCGUCGGCAAGACGCUCUCCCCUGGCGCCACCCUCGUCUCCGAUGGCGGCGCCUUCGCCAUGGGCUUCUUCUCGCCGUCCAACUCAUCUGGACUGUACCUUGGCAUAUGGUACAACAAUGUCCCCAAGCUCACCGUGGUGUGGGUCGCCGACCAGCUCGCCCCCAUCACCGACCACCCUUCUUCUUCCAAGCUCGCCAUGGCCGACGACAGCAGCAACCUGGUCUUGUCCGACGCGGCCGGCCGUGUUCUUUGGAGGACUAAUGUCACCGCCGGCGGCGUGAACUCGUCGGGUGCCGUGGCGGUGCUCGUGAACUCCGGCAACCUCGUGCUACGGUUGCCCGACGACACCGCCCUGUGGCAGACGUUCGAGCACCCCAGCGACGUGUUCAUGGCCGGCAUGAAGCUCGGCAUCGACUACCGGUCGCACUCCGGCAUGCGGAUCGUCUCCUGGAAGGGCGCCGGCGACCCGUCGCCGGGGAGCUUCUCGUUCGGCGUCGACCCGGAGAGGCCGCUGCAGGCGAAGAUCUGGAAUGGGUCGCGCGUGCACUGGCGCAGCUCGAUGUGGACGGGUUACAUGGUGGACAGCAACUACCAGAAGGGCGGCUCGUCGGCGAUCUACACCGCCGUCGUCUACACCGACGACGAGAUCUACGCCUCCUUCACCCUCUCCGCCGGAGCGCCGCCGAUGCACUACCUCAUGUCCUACUCCGGCGACCUCCACCUGCAGAGCUGGAGCAACGUGUCGUCGGCGUGGGUCACCAACGCCAGGUUCCCUCGCCGCGACUGCAGCCUCUUCGGCUACUGCGGCGCGUUCGGCUACUGCGGCAACAGCACCGGCGGCGGCGGCGGCGCCGGCGGCGGCGUCUCGACGUGCCACUGCCUCGAAGGGUUCGAGCCGGCGAGCGGCGCCGACUGGAGCCGCGGCGACUUCUCGCUGGGGUGUCGCCGGAAGGAGGCGGCGCGCUGCGGCGACGGGUUCGCGGAGUUCCCGGACAUGAAGCUGCCCGACGGGUACGCGCUCGUCGGGAACAUGAACGCCGGCGAGUGCGCGGCGGCGUGCCGCCGCAACUGCUCCUGCGUGGCGUACGCCUACGCCGACCUGAGCAGGAGCACGAGGAGAGAUCCGACCAGGUGUUUGAUGUGGGGCGGCGAGCUGCUCGACAUGGAGAAGGUGAACGAGAGCUGGGGUGACUUAGGCGAGACGCUGUACCUCCGAAUGGCAGGUGCAGGUAGGGGGUCAAAAAGAAGUGCAGUGAAAUUUGCACUUCCAAUAGUGUUGGCAAGUAUUCUUAUACCCACAUGCAUCCUCAUAUGUGUUCCCAAGUUCAAAGAAAUGAUCGUCAAACAUGAUGGGAAGAACAACAAGAAGCGAGCCUUGAGAGUAUUGAGUGUCUCUGAUGAAUUUGGGAAAGAAAUCCCUGCCCAAGAUCUUGAUUUUCCGUUUGUAGAAUAUAACGAGAUUGCCACUGCAACAGAAAAUUUUUCUGACGCAGCUAUGAAUGGAAAAGGAGGUUUUGGCAAAGUAUAUAAGGGAGUGAUAGGUGGUCGUGAAGUUGCUAUCAAAAGACUUAGCAGGUGUUCUGAACAAGGAGUAGUGGAAUUCAGAAAUGAGGUGCUCCUAAUUGCCAAAUUACAGCACAGAAACCUUGUUCGACUUGUCGGUUGCAGCAUCGAAGGAGAUGAGAAGUUGCUGAUUUAUGAGUUUAUGGCCAAUAAGAGCUUAGAUGCUUCUCUUUUCAAUAGUGAAAGAAAAUCAUCAUUGAACUGGUCCACACGGUUCAAGAUUAUAAAAGGGGUUGCCCGGGGCCUGCUUUACCUCCAUCAAGAUUCAAGAUUAACAGUAAUCCAUAGAGAUCUCAAGGCAAGCAACAUUUUGCUGGAUGCAGAAAUGAACCCAAAGAUAUCAGAUUUUGGCAUGGCAAGGAUCUUUGGGGACAACCAGCAAAAUGGAAUUACUAGGAGAGUCGUCGGAACAUAUGGCUACAUGGCUCCUGAAUAUGCUAUGGGAGGUAUCUUUUCUAUGAAGUCCGAUGUCUAUAGCUUUGGUGUGCUGCUUUUGGAGAUCGUAAGCGGUUCUAGGAUAAGCUCUACUGAUUUCAUUGAGGACUUCCCAAAUCUUUCAAUAUAUGCGUGGAACCUAUGGAAUGAAGGGAAGGCAAAAAACAUGAUUGACCCAUCUAUUGUGGCAAGUUGCCUAUUAGAUGAGGUCAUGCUAUGCAUCCAUGUUGGACUCUUGUGCGUUCAGGAAAAUCUAAAUGAUAGGCCACUCAUGUCAUCUGUUAUGCUUAUUUUGGAGAAUGGAAGCAAUUCACUUCCAGCCCCAAAUAGACCUGCUUACUUUGCGCAAAGGGAUAUCGAAAUGGAGCAACCAAGAGAUGACACUCAGAACUCAAACAACACAGUCACUCUUACAGUUAUGGAGGGGCGAUAGAGUACUAAGAGGUGGUCAAAUGGGCUCGAUUACGUCAACAGCAUUCAAGAAGUUGGUAGUGUUAGGUACUUCAGUGAUGUCUUCAUGUGAAAGACCUGCAGGAGUGCCCAGUGCAAAGAUCCCAAUAAGAAAGACACUCCUCAACAUCAACUGUUUUCAAUAUGGCUCAACAUUCAUUGAAUUUGAGAUCAGAAGACAUGAGUCUUGAUAAUUGACGGUUUGAUAUGUAUUGUUGUCACAGAAUGUGUCACUUUUGGAGAGAAGAUAGAAAUUGGGGAUUUCAACUAUUGCAAUUGACUUAGCUCAAAGAGCAUAUAAAUAUGUACAAGAGAAGUAGAAAUGUCUAUAAUACCCUCAAUACUCUUAACACCCCCACUCAAAUGCAAUGUGUAUGCAAUAACAUUGCAUUUGAAAGGUAAACUAAACACUAGAACACAAUCCAAAUAUUAGCCUAUCUCCAAAGCCUUGAUGAUGUCGUCGAAGUGUGCCAAUUCUAGGAUGAUGAAGAAGAAAAGAUGUAUCCCCUUCUCAAUGAACUGGACCUUGGAGCCUUCACAAACUGUUCUUCGGCUCUUCAUUGAUUCGGAGAUGUUGAUGAUGAUGAUGAUGAUGACAAUGGACCUUCACAAACUGUUCUUCGGUCCUUUGACUGAUGAUGAGACAUUGAUGUUGAUGAAGGCCCUUCACAAACUGUUCUUCGGACCUUCACUGAGUGAUGAUGAUCAUGUUGACAAGCUCCGACAUGGAGAUGAUGAAGUGACAAUGAAGGCCAGCUCCGACGGGGAACUGGUGAUGAUUAAAGCCAACUCUGACAGCGAGUUGGUGAUGUAGAA